Cyclocybe aegerita is the source of this 1809-nucleotide messenger RNA. Lineage: Eukaryota; Fungi; Basidiomycota; Agaricomycetes; Agaricales; Hemipholiotaceae. The record is from the annotation of a GenBank genome assembly.
AUGUACAACUUAUAUAAACACCACAUAGACACCCUAGCUAAGGGAGGCCGGGCCGCAGCCUGCCGGGGCUCAUAUUCUGAAUGUCACGUGACUUGUGGGAGGACUGCGGCGGCACUGUCGACGCCGACCCGGGCAGUCCAGCGUUGCUGUUCGAUCUCGACAAUGAGGUCCCUAAUUCCGAUAUCCACGCUGCUUGCUGUAUCGCUUACUGCAUAUGCAGCACCUCCCGCUCACAACAUACUGGACUCUGCGCAAGCUGUGUUCAGUCAGAGCCUCUCGUUCCAGGACAUCGCUUCAGAAUGGCUCGACGACGCUAAGAAGGCGAUUCUGAAGGGAAAGAAGAACAUGGAGAAGUGGUAUCAUGAGGGGAAGGAGUACAUCAUGCAGGAUAACUUGCUUUAUGAAUUCGUCACCCAUCCCAGUUUCCACAACUAUAACCUCAGGGUGACAGAACCCAAGCUCUGCGACCCCUCUGUCAAGCAAUAUUCGGGAUACCUGGAUGUUGCGGAGGACAAGCACCUCUUCUUCUGGUUCUUCGAAUCACGCACUGCCCCUGCAGAUGCACCUCUCAUCCUGUGGCUGAACGGAGGGCCCGGAUGCAGCUCUACCACUGGACUGCUUUUCGAGCUUGGACCGUGCAACAUCGCCGACAACGGUCGUAACGUCACUCACAACCCGUACAGCUGGAAUUCGGAGGCCAACAUCAUCUUCCUUGACCAGCCCGUCAACGUCGGCUACUCCUAUUCAGAGGACGGCACCGCCGUAUCCAGUUCGCCUGUGGCGGGCAAAGAUGUCUACGCGUUCCUCGAGCUGUUCUUGAACAAGUACCCGAAGUAUUCGAAAGCACCCUUCCACAUUGCUGCAGAGAGCUACGGCGGAACAUAUGCGCCCAACUUUGCAAGCAUCAUCUACAAGCAAAACCAAGAGCUGCUGGCUGCUCCGAACCCCCACUUGAAGCACAUUAACCUUGCGUCUGUGAUUCUCGCGAACGGACUCACCGAUCCGUACAUCCAGAUGGCGUCAGUGCCGGACUACGCCUGCGAAGGACCCUAUCCCGUGUACGAUGACCCACAGGGCCCGCAGUGCCAGGCAUUGAGGACGAAGGUGCCCACUUGCCAACGAUUGGUCAAGUCAUGCUACAACUUCAACUCGCGUUUCACCUGCAUGCCUGCCAACGUAUACUGCAACACGCAGCUUUUCGGGCCUCUUAUGCAAACCGGCCUCAACCCUUAUGACGUCCGUCGCAAGUGCGAUCGUUCAGAGGACAAGGACGGCCAGCUGUGCUACAAGCAAAUGGGGUGGAUAGAGACCUGGAUGAAUGAGCCAUCGAACAAGGCUGCGCUCGGUGUCAACCCAGAGAGGACGUUCGAGUCGUGCAAUAUGCAAGUCAACCAGGCGUUUACCAUGAACGGCGACGGGAUGCAUAACAGCGCUGCCCUCCUUCCCGAGCUCGUGGAUAAUGGCGUCCGCCUUCUCGUCUAUGCUGGCAAUGCCGAUAUGAUGUGCAACUAUAUGGGUAAUGAACGCUGGGUCGAGGCCCUCCCGACUAAAUUCUCUGAAGAGUUCGUCAAGACGAAGCCCAUCCCUUGGGUUACUACAGAGACUGGCCGCACUGCAGGCUCGGCGAGGAGCGCGGGCUCAGCAGGAUUCGGCGCUGGGAACGUCACCUUCGUGAACGUCUUCGAGGCAGGGCAUAUGGUGCCAUACGAUCAACCCGAAGCAGCAUUGGACCUUAUCACGCGCUGGGUUAUGGACACUCCUCUCACCUUGUCGCCCAAAGACGUCCGCGACGCUUCGAUUCCUCUGUAG